AUGGCACCUAAUGAAUCUGCUGACGUUUUCGAAAAUUUUACUUAUGGAUUGAUUAAAAUUCAUGAUACGCUUCGAGCGGGAAUGGUUCAAAUUUUAGAGAAUGCUCCAAAAGUACCCGCCUCUGAUAUUGACAAUUUUAUAGGAUACAUCGAAGCAUUCAAUUCUCAUUUCAUGAGUCAUCAUCAUCACGAGGAACACGUAGUCUUUCCCUCAGUAUCCAAAAAAAUACCUAUCAGCGACUUUGUUGAAGAUCACAAACAACUCGAUAAAUUACUCCAUAGCUUGUCCAACUACACGUCAGAAAUUAAAAAUAAGAAAGUGACUUAUGAAUCAUCAAAAUUAGUGGAGUUGAUGACGAAAAUAAGUAACCUCAUUCUUCCUCAUUUAAAAAACGAGGAAGUCACCUUUUCAGUUGAAGCUUUGAGAAAAAAUUUUACAGUGCAAGAACUUGAAACAAUUCAAGGACAAAUAAAAGAUGCGGUUAGAAAAGCCGGCGGGUCAACUACGAUUCUUCCAUUUAUACUCUUACACUUGCCUGAAGAAGAUAGAGAUAUCAUGGUUUAUAGUUACAUGCCUUGGUUUGUAAAAUCACUUCUUCUUCCUUAUGUAUUUGUCAGGUGGAAUCAAGGAUAUUGGAAAUAUGCAAAGUACCAACAUCUAUAA
Messenger RNA from Entrophospora sp. SA101, 663 nucleotides. NCBI's taxonomy places the organism in Eukaryota, Fungi, Glomeromycota, Glomeromycetes, Entrophosporales, Entrophosporaceae. The record is from the annotation of a GenBank genome assembly.